Molecule: messenger RNA, 1526 nt
Organism: Phialemonium atrogriseum
Lineage: Eukaryota; Fungi; Ascomycota; Sordariomycetes; Cephalothecales; Cephalothecaceae
Product: upstream activation factor subunit spp27
Exons: 4
Coding region: 393-1235 (280 amino acids)
Biological process (GO): transcription initiation at RNA polymerase I promoter; nucleolar large rRNA transcription by RNA polymerase I
Cellular component (GO): nucleus; RNA polymerase I upstream activating factor complex
Molecular function (GO): RNA polymerase I cis-regulatory region sequence-specific DNA binding
Source: RefSeq, a predicted model, not a curated record
GAAAUCAUCGUUGCCCUUGGCCGCCCGCAACCGUUCUCUCAUCUCACCAUAUUGUUGCCUCCGGUAACUCUAUAUCACGACAAGUAUUCGCAGCCCCCGUGUCCCGUUGCGCUGCCUUUGUAUUCUCUCUCUCCACUGCUGGUCGUUCCUCCCCGCGAGAGCUCGCCCUCGCUCUUAGAGCCCCAACACGCAGGAGCUAUGCUUUGACAUCACACGCCGAUCGCUAAAACCUAAAACCCCCGUCACAAACCUACCACGUACCCUUUUUCCAACCGCCUCGACCCUUAGGUAGCCCGGCCUGUUUAUCGAGCUCACUCCGCCGGUGCCGCAAAUCGCCGCGCCGUCUAGCAAUUCGAUCCGCCUCCGUUGAUGCGUCGUAUCACGCCAACAACAUGUCCGCUCCACUGACAGCAGAGGAGGAGAGCGAGUUCAUUCGCAUCAUCGACGGUAUCCUCGCCACUGCCGACCUGGAGACGGUGACCCGGAAGAAAAUCCGGCAGGGCCUAGAGGCAACUCUCGGCAAGGAGCUGACAGAGCAGAAGCAUGCUGUCAGGAGUCUCAUCGAGGCCCGGUUUGACGCCAUGAACUCGGUCGAUACCCAGCCGAUGCCGACCCCCCCUGCCGCCUCGACCACCGACGCCUCUCCCAAACGCGAAUCGAACAGCGACACGCCAUCGGACGAUGCCGACACCUACCCGGUCGUCGAUGACGGCCAAAUAGAGGUGUCCUCCCUUCCUCCGGCUAAAAAGAAGCAGAAGCGCGACAGCUCUGUAGAGGAUGCCGACGCACGGCUGGCAGCAGAGCUGCAGGCGCAGGAGAAUAGGCUGGCGCGGGCGAGGACAACCCGAGGUGGGGCGUCGGCCAAGCCGUCAAAGUCCAAGAGCAAGGCAGCCAAGAAGAAGAGCGAAAAGAGGGUGCGCGAGGACGACAGCGAGGGCGGUGGCGGCGUCUCGGACUCGGCCCCCAAGCGGAAGACAGGAGGCGGCUUCCAGAAGCCGUUUAACCUCAGCUACCCUCUGGCCGAGAUCUGCGGGGUGAUUCAGAUGUCCCGUCCACAGGUCGUCAAGAAACUGUGGGAGCACAUCAAGGCCAACGACCUACAGGAUCCCAAGGAUAAACGACAGAUACUCUGCGACGAUAAGAUGCAGGCGGUUUUCAAGACGGCCAAGCUGGAUAUGUUUCAGAUGAACAAACUCCUUGGCCAUCAACUCUACCCCAUCGAUGACGAAGAGUAGGCGUGCCCAGGGUAAUCUCCCCCGAGGUACGCGGAUAUCCCUCUAGAAAUAGGGUGCACAUUGACCCUCCUUGGAGCCCAUCGUGGUGGAAGCAUCAAGCCGUGCCUCAAACGGAUUUCCUCGCAAGCACGAUAGGUUCUCUCUCUCGUCCUUGUCGUACCCCAAAAGCAUUUGGCAUCCCGGGUACGUGGAUGGGCAAUUAAGGGCGUUCUGCAUGGAUGGAAUGGCGCGCAUGUAUAGGGCUGGGUGUGUGUGGAGGGCGUUGCUUUUGGUUGGCCUCUGGAGGGAGCC